Pectinophora gossypiella (pink bollworm) is the source of this 2403-nucleotide messenger RNA. RefSeq names its product juvenile hormone esterase-like. Bases 322 to 1932 code for a protein of 536 amino acids. The transcript is spliced from 3 exons. Gene Ontology annotation, molecular function: cholinesterase activity. The record is from RefSeq and is a predicted model, not a curated record. Lineage: Eukaryota; Metazoa; Arthropoda; Insecta; Lepidoptera; Gelechiidae.
UUAUCAUUUCGAAGUCUGAAGCCAAUUCGCAUUGCCGGCAUACUCUUGAAAUGACAUUGACGUGUGUGCACCGUACCUAAUAAUAUUUUCUUUUUAAAUUAAGUAACUUUGUUCGAAUUUUAAACAUAGAAUUCUUUCGAGUGUUAUGCUGUUCUAUUUUUAACCGAAUUUAUUGAUUUAAGUGCAAAACUAAAAUAUUCCAUUUCGUUGUUUUAAAAUUACUUUUUUAUAAAACAUUUUGUUUUUGAAAUCUUUUUUAUUGUACACUGGCCAGUUUUAUAGUAAAAACUAAAUACUUAUUUCAAUUAUAAAACAAAAAUCAUGACGCAAGUGAGAGUAAGUGAGGGAAUCUUGGAAGGCGAAAUGUUGGAUAACGUGUUUGGUGGGAGAUAUACGAGUUUCAAAGGCAUCCCUUACGCUGAACCUCCUAUAGGUGAUCUUCGAUUUAAGGCACCACAACCACCAAAACCAUGGAAUGGCGUCAGGAGCGCAAAGGAGUUUGGUCCAAUAAAUUACCAGGUGGACCUGUUCAAACCUGGUGCUCCAGUUGGAAGCGAGGACUGCCUGUACCUCAACGUCUACGUUCCAGAAGUCCCACUGAAAAAAAAUCUCCCCGUCAUGGUAUGGAUCCAUGGCGGAGGAUUCCUCUGGGGCAGUGGCAAUGACGACGUCUAUGGUCCAGACUUCCUCGUCAGGCAAGAAGUAAUCCUCGUCACUUUCAACUAUAGGCUCGGCGUCUUUGGCUUCCUUUGCCUAGACACAGAAGACGUCCCCGGAAACGCUGGCAUGAAAGACCAAGUAGCAGCCCUCAAAUGGGUCAAGAAAAACAUCAGACAAUUCGGAGGUGAUGACGAAAACAUCACCAUCUUUGGUGAAAGUGCUGGCGGAGCGAGCGUCUCCUACCACUUAGUAUCGCCCAUGUCGAAAGGACUUUUCCAAAAAGCAAUAUGCCAAAGUGGAGUUGCUACAAAUUUAUGGAGUCAAGCUUUCGAACCCAGAGAAAGGGCUGAAAACUUAGCGAAGAAAUUAGGAUUUAAUUCAAGAGACGAUAAGAAACUUUACGAAUUUUUGAAAACAAUUCCUAAAGAGUCGUUUAUAUUGCCUGAAGUUGCAGUUACAUUCGCUAUGCAGAAUUCAAUGGACCUCCCGUUUGUAGUGACAAGCGAAAAAGAUUUCGGUCAAGAAAGAUUUUUAUAUGGCGACAUAAAUGAAAAAUAUCUAAACAUACAUGAAGGAGUUGAUGUUAUUACCGGGUAUGUCGAAGACGAAGGCCUUGUAGGUAUAUUUCUGAAUGGUGCCUUAGAUAAAACAGUUGAAAAAAUAAAUUUCUUCCUUGAAACCAUGGUUCCACUUCCGAUUGCAAGGAAUUGUCCAAUCAAAGAACAAUUAGAUGUGGGUAGAGAGAUGAGAAAUUUCUACUUCCAAAAUAGAGUCGUGACGAAAGACGAUUGGGAACAAAUAUUGAAAUUUUACUCGAUGAAUUACUUUACAUAUAACAUAAUAGAGUUACAGAAACAGUGUGCAAAGUUGAAUAAGAAGAACAAAUUUUACCUGUACAAAUUCACGUGCAAAUCUGAAAGAAAUGGCUUUAAAAACGUUUUCAACGUGAGUAACGAUCCAACUAUAAUAGGCGAUAAACCAGUGGUAUGUCAUUGCGACGAUUUGACAUAUCUAUUCCAGGUAAAUUUUUUGGACCUAAACCUGAAGAAGGAUUCUAAAGCAUUUAGAAUGAUCGAACAAGUUACACAGCUGUGGACUAACUUCGCGAAAUAUGGGAACCCUUCGUUUUUGGAAACCAAGUGGGAGCCAUUUUGUCUGGAGCACGAGCGGUAUCUGAACAUCGGAGAGGAGUUGGUUCUAGAGUCGAAGCCAGAACACGAGGAGUAUAAUUUCUGGGAAAAAACCAUCAAUAAGUACUGUCCUAAAAAGUAAAUUGAUCAAGUUUAUGAAUACUUAACGGCUUUUAGAAGUGUCAAAUUUAAAGUCUCUAUUAUAAUAUUUAUAAUACAUAAACUCACAAAUGUGAUUGGCAGACUCACAUAAUCGAAGACACCUUAAUUGCAGCUACUUAACUGUUUAUUUUGAAUUUAUCAGAAAAUCAAUUCAAAAUAAACAACUCAUAAUAUGUAAUGCUUACUUUAUUUAAAAAAGUAAGAUUAAUUAUGACCUGAGUGAUAAUAAUGUCUGGCGUUAAGUAAAUGUUUUCCACUAGUUAUCAAAUAACUUGUAAUGUACCUACACUGUUUUAAAAUAUGCGUUGCUGUUGCAGUUUCUUGUCAUUUCUUCUCCUCAGCCAUAGCACCUUGCAAAAUGACGUAGAUUCAAGAAUGUUAAAUUGACCUUCAACAAGUUCAACCAUGAUAAUUACGUUGAAUAAAUGAUUCUGAUUUCUGUUCAUACAUA